AUGUUGCAUGACAGGUACACGCAAGCCGCCUCCAUCUUGGGCAUCCCUCCCUUUAGCCGAGGCGUAAAGGGCAGACGCCAUAUACAAACGCACAAAAUAUCAACAAACACGACAACAAAGAGAAGCGUGAGCCAUUUUGGCAAUUUGCCGAGAUGUAACUUUUUAUUUUUUAUUUUUUUCUUUACUCAGUAUUCAACAAAUAGCUUUCGGGGGAAGAGGAGAGGAGAUGGCACGGGAAGACAGCGGCUGGUCUGGACGCCUGUGUUGAUUUUGUUUUGCUACACGUUGAAUUGACAGGCGACGUCGCGUAAAGGUUCUGCACAAAUGGCACUGAAAAACCUGGCCGUUGUCCUCUUGCUGGUGUUCCUCUGUCUGGACUGGGGCAUGGCCAAGGAGAAGGGAACCAAGAAGGGCAAGAAGAAAGGGAAGCAAGUUUACUGUCCAUCGCAGCUGUCUUCCGAAGAUCUGGCGAAAGUCCCUGCCAAUUCCACCAGUAACAUCUUGAACAGGUUACUGAUCAGCUACGAUCCACGAAUACGGCCCAACUUCAAAGGAAUCCCAGUGGAGGACCGCGUCAACAUCUUCAUCAACAGCUUUGGCUCUAUCCAGGAGACCACCAUGGAUUACCGAGUGAACAUCUUCUUGCGACAGCGUUGGAACGACCCUCGGCUGAAGCUGCCUCAGGAGUUUAAGUCCGAGUCCCUCACAGUGGACCCCAAGAUGUUCAAGUGUCUGUGGAAACCAGAUCUGUUCUUUGCCAACGAGAAGAGCGCCAACUUCCAUGACGUCACGCAAGAGAACAUCCUGCUGUUUAUCUUCAGGAACGGAGAUGUGCUCAUCAGUAUGAGGUUGUCCAUCACCCUCUCCUGCCCACUGGACCUCACCCUCUUCCCAAUGGACACUCAACGGUGCAAGAUGCAACUGGAAAGCUUUGGCUACACCACAGACGACCUGCAGUUCAUGUGGCAGACAGGUGACCCAGUGCAAAUGGACGCCAUCGCUCUGCCUCAGUUUGACAUCAGACAGGAGGACAUCGACUACGGCAACUGCACCAAGUUCUACGCAGGCACAGGGUACUACACUUGUGUGGAGGUCAUCUUCACCCUAAGGCGACAGGUGGGCUUCUACAUGAUGGGUGUGUACGCCCCCACGCUGCUCAUUGUGGUGCUGUCGUGGCUGUCCUUCUGGAUUAACCCUGAUGCCAGCGCGGCCCGUGUGCCCUUAGGCAUUCUCUCCGUGCUGUCCCUGUCCUCUGAGUGCACGUCCCUGGCCUCGGAGCUGCCUAAAGUGUCUUAUGUGAAGGCCAUAGACAUCUGGCUGAUCGCGUGUCUGCUGUUUGGGUUCGCCUCGCUGGUGGAGUAUGCUGUGGUGCAGGUCAUGCUGAACAGUCCCAAGCGCAUUGAGGCGGAGAAAGCCAAGAUGGCGGCCAAGGAGAAGGCGCUGGGGAGGAGCCAGGCUGCACGGAACAACACGGUGAACGGGACCGGGGGCACGCCGCUGCACGUUAGCACGCUACAUGUUGCAGAGACGCGCUGUAAGAAAGUCUGCACCUCCAAGUCAGACCUGCGCACCAAUGACUUCAGCAUCGUGGGCUCCCUCCCAAGGGACUUUGAGCUCUCGAACUUUGACUGCUAUGGCAAGCCCAUCGAGACAGGUGGGAUCCACGGCAAAUCCCAGGCCAAGGGAGGAAAGAAGGCCCCGCCCCCCAAACCGGUCAUCCCAUCUGCUGCCAAGAGGAUCGACCUUUACGCUAGAGCACUCUUCCCCUUCUCCUUCCUCUUCUUCAACGUCAUAUAUUGGUCCAUUUACUUGUGAUCACAUAUGGUUUACUCCUCACUUGAUAUAGUCUGGCUAGCCCUACAUCUUUCUCAUUUUGUUUCAUAUGGAGAAAUUCAGUCCGGUUUUCAGGGUUUCAAGUACAUGGCAUUUUCCUGUUAUGGACGCCAUUUGUAGGACUAUUUUGUUUGGAAUUGGUAAAGGUGCACCAUGUAACUUUUCUCAUAAGGAGGUCUGCUACAUGCUUGUCUCCAUGGAGAUGUUGCUGAAAGUUCUUUGAAAAUUCUUAGACUUUGUUGCUGAAACUUGCCCUAGUUGCGCCACUUGUUUUUCACCAUGGAGAUAAGUAAGAUGCUACACUGUGGAAGAUUCCAGGCAAAGCGAGAAUAUCUCCAUAGAGACCAGAGAAGUUACAUUGUACUCUUUUAUUACUAUGGCAGCAUUCCUGAGUUUUAAACUCUAUAUAGGGAUUGCUCUAUAGAGGUUGAACUUGGCUUGGCUACCUAUCUUACACAGAAGAGACUUUCUUAAACCAAAACAAUCGAGAUGGCGUCCAUGCUGGAUCAAUUGUUUACUCCUUUUCUUCCGUGUGCUUUAUAUACCCAGAACAUGUCCAAAAACACAGCAACUGGCAGCUCGAAAAUAUAUUUUUAACACAUGACGAGACUUAGAAAAAGUUUAAUGUGUUUUUUGGAAGAUUGCUGGGAAGAAAAAUGAACAUUACAAACUUUCUCUGUAGAAUACAAUAAGAAAGAUGUAUCGCUAGUCGGGCUAGAGGUGUAUUGGAUAAACAGGAAUCCAAAGAGAACUGUUCUUCCGAAAAUAUCAAACUGUGUGUUGAUAUGGUAUUUAUAUAAAUCUAAAAAAGCUUACUAAUGUUCAUUUGUGUUGUCUUGGCCAGCCACACCCAUAGUGAAAUGGGCAUGUUACACCUCAUUGAUCUCACUUUAUCCUCUGGUGUAGCCAAAGUCUAUAUUAUCGUAUGCAGUAAAAUCCAUUAGUGUCAAUUUUACACCAGACACACAACACUCCAUUUAUGCAGGGUUAAACUAUUAUCACAUAUUAUUCCAGACCGAUCAUAACUAUUUAUCUACCAAGGGGCGGGGCUUAUGUGAACUGUCUGUUAUCUGAUUGGUUGUAAUUGAAUUUUUUUUUUUUUUGCCUCCAUUUGUCCCGCCCCCACAAAUCUAUUCAAAACUACAGGGACCAGACUAUCUCUUUAUACGGAAUCUUUAAAAAAAAAAGUUUUAGAAUGGCUGGCCAGGCUACUAUUGUGUAACUUGUUAUACCUUUUAUGUAUUAUUAAAACACAUCAUUUAUACAUUUUAAAAAAGGUACAGUUUUUGCUGGCUGAUAAAGUGGUAGAGAAUAUGCAAAGUUGUACACCUUUUUACAUCCCGUCGCAAUUUUGAGUUCAGCUUUAAUGCUAACAGUGUAGCAUUGUUAAUACCUUGCAUGUGAAAAAGAAAGUGCAUGUAUAUUUAUGAUUAUUAAAAAAAUCUAUACAGAUGCAUACAGAAAUAUUUAUUAUUAUUAUUAUUAUUACAGUUAUAAUUAUGCUUCUAUUUAUUCUUCUAGUUUGCUCUCAAAAAGACAAAGUGGAUUAUGUAAAGCAAUCAGCUCCUGUCCAGAUGGUCAUGUGACACUGCCACACCCUCUCCUGUAUGGUUUAGCCACGCCCACCCCUGCCCACCCC
Molecule: messenger RNA, 3472 nt
Organism: Periophthalmus magnuspinnatus
Lineage: Eukaryota; Metazoa; Chordata; Actinopteri; Gobiiformes; Gobiidae
Gene: glrbb
Product: glycine receptor, beta b
Exons: 10
Coding region: 325-1815 (496 amino acids)
Biological process (GO): chemical synaptic transmission; regulation of membrane potential; signal transduction
Cellular component (GO): postsynaptic membrane; synapse; neuron projection
Molecular function (GO): extracellularly glycine-gated chloride channel activity; neurotransmitter receptor activity; transmembrane signaling receptor activity
Source: RefSeq, a predicted model, not a curated record